AUGAAUCAUUUUCCUGGAACAUGGGGUCGGCCUAGGGAUGAUGUCUACGGACCAUAUGAUUCAUCGUAUCUUCAAACUACCGGACCUAAAACACACACUCAAUCGCCAGCUGUCACUGGAACGUCGGUGAUUGCCGUCAAGUUUAAAGGAGGCGUUGCAAUUGCUGCUGACAACUUGGCAUCAUACGGAUCACUUGCCCGCUUCACCGACGUCAAACGUCUUCGUAAGUUUGGCGAUGCCGCUGUGAUUGGGUUCAGCGGCGAUGUGUCAGACAUGCAGUACAUCGACCGCCUUCUAGAGUCUAUCGACAUCCGUGAAAACUACUCAGCACAUGGAAAUCAGCUCAACGCCAAAAAUCUCCACACUUAUUUGUCCAAAGUUCUCUACAAGCGGCGCUCUGAUUUCAAUCCCUUGUGGAAUCACAUUCUUGUCGCAGGAUUUGAUUCGGAAAAGAAGCCUUUCCUUAGCUCUGCCGACUUACUCGGAACUACAUUCUCAGCACCGCACCUUGCGACCGGCUUCGGGGCUCAUCUAGCGAUUCCGAUUCUGCGCCGAUUGUUCCCAGAGGAGCGUUCCAUUGAAGAGAUUAGCAAGGAGGAAGCUGUGUCGGCGCUUAAAGACUGCCUCAAAGUCCUCUGGUACCGUGACGCGCGAAGUAUGGACAAGUACUCGCUGGCCUUGAUUACACAGGACGGAAUCGAGGUGCACGAAGAUCAACAGAUUGAAGCCCAAAACUGGGCGUUUGCCGAGAGUAUCAAGGGAUAUGGUGCCCAGACUGUCUAG
This is a messenger RNA of Aspergillus mulundensis, 783 nucleotides long. It is a transcript of the gene pre4, whose product is annotated as proteasome core particle subunit beta 7. Gene Ontology annotation, cellular component: proteasome core complex. The record is from RefSeq and is a predicted model, not a curated record. The coding region runs from base 1 to 783 and encodes 260 amino acids. Lineage: Eukaryota; Fungi; Ascomycota; Eurotiomycetes; Eurotiales; Aspergillaceae. The transcript is spliced from 3 exons.